Messenger RNA from Salvia miltiorrhiza (redroot sage), 2038 nucleotides. Its product is annotated as aspartic proteinase Asp1-like. The record is from RefSeq and is a predicted model, not a curated record. Gene Ontology annotation, biological process: proteolysis. The transcript is spliced from 9 exons. Gene Ontology annotation, molecular function: aspartic-type endopeptidase activity. The coding region runs from base 463 to 1800 and encodes 445 amino acids. Lineage: Eukaryota; Viridiplantae; Streptophyta; Magnoliopsida; Lamiales; Lamiaceae.
UAAAAUCUCCCCGUCCAGUAAAAAGAGAAGCAAAUUUGUCAUAAAAUCAGGAUCAUUUUAGUCUAGAAAAUGGAAUAAUGAGUAUCGUCCAAACGCGUCAUCCGUCUCGCGUACCGCGUGCAAAUGGAAAUUUCCAAGAACACUCAAAAUCCUGAUGCAGAAAUUCAAUAUAUGAGUUUUGUAUGUAGUUAUGGAGAUGGAGAUACUGCAUAGCUUGCGCACAGAAACUUCCAACUGAUUUCAUUUCUUUAAAUUAUCUCACAAAAAAUUUCACAGUGUUGAGUAAGAAGAGAGUAUUAAAUGAAGUGUGUUUUUCAGUCCGCGUAAAAAUCAAAGUCCUUUUCUUUGAUUUUUUAUUUUUCCUCUACCGAGAAUCCUGAAACCCCUUUUUGCUUUUCGAGAAUCCCUUUUACUUGAGAGCUUUUUUCCAGUGAUCAGAAUUCGUCAGCCAUCGAUCUAAACAUGCAUAGAGAGUUGUACCUCAAAGCAUUGGUGUUGUUCCUUUUGACAUGGAUUGCAGCUGCCGCAUACCAGCCUCACACAAUCAGCAAAAGCAUCUUCAAAUCUGGCAGAAGCUUUCGCUCCUCCGUGAUUUUCCCUGUCUCUGGAAAUGUUUAUCCAAAAGGGUACUAUCAUGUAACAAUGAAUGUGGGCCAGCCUCCCAAACCAUACUUUCUUGAUAUCGAUACUGGCAGUGACCUUACAUGGCUUCAGUGUGAUGCACCUUGCACGAAAUGCACCCCGGCUCCUCACAGUCUUUACAAACCCAAAAGAAACCUUAUCACAUGCCUCGACCCUGUGUGUGUCUCGCUUAAUGGCCCAGGGAACCCGAAAUGUCAAUCACCGGAGGAGCAGUGUGAUUACGAGGUUGAUUAUGCCGACCAUGGUUCAUCUUUGGGCGUGAUGGUUAAGGACUCGUUUCCUCUAAGAUUUACCAAUGGUACCAUUGUUGCUCCAAAGCUGGCAUUUGGAUGUGGAUACAACCAAGAAGUUCAAGACACUGCCCAUCUACCUUACACUGAUGGAGUCCUCGGACUAGGCAUUGGCAAAUCGAGCAUCUUAGCUCAGCUACGGAACAUGGGUUUGAUACGAAAUGUCAUUGGUCACUGUCUGAGCCGACAAGGUGGAGGGUUUCUCUUCUUUGGAGAUGAUUUUCUCCCUGAUUCAGGGAUCGUUUGGACACCAUUAUUGAGCAAAUCGAAAUACUACUCUUUAGGACCCGCGAACCUCCAGAUUGGUGGCCAAGCUACUAAUAUUAAGGGCCUUCCCAUAGUUUUCGAUAGUGGAAGCACUUAUACUUACUUCAGCUCUCAAGCAUACAACGCUCUGGUUUCUUUGAUAAAAGGCAGCUUAAACGAGAAGCAACUGACAGAUGCAGCUGAGGAUGAAAGCCUUCCCAUCUGUUGGAAAGGUGCUAAACCCUUCAAAUCGAUUCUUGAUGCUGCUAACUACUUCAAGCCUUUGGCUCUGAGCUUCACAAAUGCCAAAAAUGUUCAGCUUCAGCUGCCUCCGGAAUCUUACCUUGUCGUUACAGAACAAGGGAGUGUCUGCUUAGGCAUUCUGAACGGUGGAGAGGUCGGGUUAGAAGAUAUGAACGUGAUCGGAGACAUUUUUCUGCAGGACAAACUGGUGAUCUACGACAACGAGAGGCAGCAAGUGGGAUGGGCGCCAGCAAACUGCAACAAGCUUCCAAACGUGGAUCGUGAUUACAAGGGGGAUUUUGAUCUGCUUAAUGAUGCCGGCAUUGAUGGUAUCUUGGGAGAUGUUUGCCCCGCGAGAUUCAGAUUCUGGAAGCGUUAGGCGCAGAGGUGAUUCGUAGCAGAUAUAUUGUUGUUAGUGUUUAGUAAAUAUAGCAAUAAUCUUUGAAUGUUAAUAAAUGUGUAGUAGAUGCAUAGAACAUGGUGGAUGUGUAACAAAAUUAUUUGGGCUUUUAGAUUAACAUUCGAAUCUUGUUUGUAUAGCAUAAUGUUGUUUCAUUACGGCUGUGUAAUUUCUAAUCAAAUGGACAGAAUGUUUUGUGGUGGGGAGAUUCACAAAA